This is a messenger RNA of Sardina pilchardus (European sardine), 6709 nucleotides long. It is a transcript of the gene myocd, whose product is annotated as myocardin. Lineage: Eukaryota; Metazoa; Chordata; Actinopteri; Clupeiformes; Clupeidae. The transcript has 10 exons. Gene Ontology annotation, cellular component: nucleus. Bases 18 to 2933 code for a protein of 971 amino acids. The record is from RefSeq and is a predicted model, not a curated record. Gene Ontology annotation, biological process: smooth muscle cell differentiation; positive regulation of transcription by RNA polymerase II; cardiac muscle cell differentiation. Gene Ontology annotation, molecular function: transcription coactivator activity.
AGUCAGACUUGGUCAAGAUGCGUAUAUUACCAGAUUCGGCAGCCAGCGAGGGCUCGGCCACGCACCGUGAAACUCCGACAAAACUAAAACGAGCCCGACUCGCCGACGACCUUAACGAGAAAAUUGCUCUCCGCCCGGGUCCCCUGGAGCUGGUCGAAAAGAAUAUCAUUCCUGCCGACUCGACCGUUAAAGAAGCCGCCAUGAGAGUGAACCAUGGGAAGUUCCCCAAGCAGGAGGACUCGUACGCCUUCGAGGAGGACAGCAGCAGCGAGAGCCUGUCCCCCGACCAGCCCCUCAGUGACGAGUCCCAGGGCUCGGCCUGCCCGCUCGCCGAGACCAAGAGCAACGCGUCCCCCUCGUCCUCGUCCUCCCUCACCAGCCCGCCACAGGGAUCCCACAGUAGCGACGCUGUCAAUCAUGGCCAAGAGGAGAAUGCUCUGGAAUCAAACAGCAAACAGUCCACACCCCCAAUUCCCGUCCCUGCCAUAGUGAAGCCUCCCAAGACUUCAGACAAGAACCGCCACAAGAAGCCCAAGGACAUCAAGCCCAAAGUGAAGAAGCUGAAGUACCACCAGUACAUCCCGCCGGACCAGAAGGCGGAGAAGUCCCCUCCGCCCAUGGACUCGGCCUACGCCCGUCUGCUGCAGCAGCAGCAGCUCUUCCUGCAGCUGCAGAUCCUCAGCCAGCAGAAGCACCACCAGCAGCACCAUCAGCAGCAGCACGCCCAGUGCCCCCAGCAGCAGCAGCAGCAGCACCACCAACACCAGCACCAGCCGCAGCAGCACCAAUCCCAGAGCUUCAGCUACCAGCCUUUGCACCAGCAGCAAGGCAACAGUGAGCAGCUGUCAACGUGUAGCUCUAGCGCCCCCGCCAGUACAGUGAGCAGCUCGUCUUCGUCUCCGGUGAAGACCACCUACUGCAGCCCCACCACCGUCAACCCUGUCAAGCCCGGCCCGCUGCCGCCCAAUCUGGACGACCUCAAAGUGUCUGAACUGAGGCAGCAGCUGAGAAUCCGGGGUCUCCCCGUAUCAGGAACCAAGACCGCGCUCAUCGAGAGGCUCCGGCCCUUCCGCGACCCCGGCACCGGCUCGCCCUCGCAGCCCGGCGACAUCACCACGGUGACCUUCCCCGUGACGCCCACCGGCUCGCUGUCCUCCUACCAGUCGCCGAGCUCGUCCAGCGCCAUGUCGCACGGCGGCGGCUACUACCCGUUCUGCAGCACCAGCUCCACGCCGCCCAUCUCGCCCGCCUCGUCCGACCUGUCGGUGAGCGGCUCGCUGCCGGACAGCUUCAGCGACGUCACCAUGUCCUCGCCACAGUUCGGCCUCCAGGCGUCCCCCGGCCAGCUGAGCGCCGACGAGGGCUUGGCACUCGGCCUCGGAGGAGGAAGCAACGGUAAUGGUUGUCACGGCAUCGGAGCAGGAAGUGGAGGUGGUGGUGGUGGGGGUAAGGGGGGGUCGGGGCUAGACGCCGAGAAGGACAAGAUGCUGGUGGAGAAGCAGAAGGUGAUCGAGGAGCUCACCUGGAAGCUGCACCAGGAGCAGCGGCAGGUGGAGGAGCUGCGCAUGCAGCUGCACAAGCGCAAGCGCACGCACGGCAUGCAGGACCAGGCUCCUCCUCCUCCUCCGCCUCCGCAGUCCGGCCCCCAGGGCCAGACCACCCCGCUGGGCCCCCACCACAACAACCAGCAGCACCAGCACGGCCUCGGCCUGCACGCCCCCAACCCCAACCAGAUGCAGCACUUCUACCCCAACGUGUCCGUCAAGCAGGAGCACGUGGCCUCCAGCUGCCCCAUGGCCUCCAAGGCCAUGAAGAACGGCGGUGGCGCCGGCGGGCAUCCCAACGGCGGGGGCAGCAACAGCAGCAGCUGCAUGGAGGGCAUCGGGCACUGUGGCAUGAUGGGAGCGCCGCCUCGCUGCCCAGAGGCGCCGCCCUCCCGGAGCCCCUCCGGCCUGUCCGCCUUCCUCAGCCCGCAGUGCUCGCCGCAAGACUCGCCGGGCGCCAAGACGUCCGGCAGCCCCCAGCCCAACAGCCUGUCCUCGUCGCCCAGCCACACGUACAUGGUGCACCCCCACGCCAUGGGCAGGGAUGGCUGUGCCCACGCCCAGGCUGGCACCAGGCCACGCAACAUGCAGAUCCAGCAGAAGAAUGUGGGUCAGUCUGUAAGCUGUCCCUACCCCCCUGACCAGAGGGGGCUGCAGGGCAUAUACUCCAGCCCCACUGAGAUGGGUCUCAAUGACAGAGCCUCCAAAGCCAAGAGUCCCCACAUGCAACCCAAGCAACUGACUCGAAGUCAACAGAUGGACGAGAUUCUGGACGUCCUCAUUGAAAGUGGAGAAAUGCCGGCUAACGCCAAGGACGAGAGGUCCUCCUGUGUAACCAAAGUUGUGCCUCACCUUACAGUGUCAGCGGGCAGUGCCAGUGGCAUCGCCGUGCACAAGUUCCACAGACACUAUGGCGGACACAUGUCGCCCUCCCAGAUGCCCUUUGAGCACGGCGUGAGCCACGGGGACUGCCACCUGGAGGCGCUGUUGAGCAGUUCCAUGGGCCGGCAGGGCGACAUCGUGCUGCUCAAGAUCGGCAGCGAGGACGGCCAGGGGGAGGAGGUCGGCGGCGACGGCGGCAGCGGCGGAGGCUUUGCCGGGUCUCACCCCGACGACAAGAUGCUCGGCAACCGCGACAUGAUGGACACCCCGUUGUCGCCGAUGGCCACGAAGGUGUCGCCCGUCCCCACAGACGGCCAGGGCCUUGGGAUGACGUUCGCCGAGUCGCCGUGGGAGACCAUGGAAUGGCUGGAUCUGACUCCACCUAGCUCGGCCAAUGCGUUUAACACCAUGCCUCCGACUGGGCCGAGCAUCUUCAACACAGAGUUCCUGGACGUCACCGACAUCAACUUGAACUCGGCAAUGGACUUGCACCUGGAGCACUGGUAAUGUUUACCAAGGAACUGAGAGAGAAAGAAAGAGAGAAAGAGAGAGCGAGCGAGAGAGAAAGAAACAGACAGAACCUGCCCGACUCAGACAACCAGCCGACAAAAACAACUUUACAGUUCCGUGCCUUGUGCGUCUGUGCCAUGUGUCACUCUUCGACACCAUUUUAGAUACAUCGUUACUUCUAUGAGUGACUCUGGUCUUUUUCAGACAACACAUGCGCACAACUCAUUCAACUUUUUUCUUUCCAUUUUGGAUGGAUUCUUAUCAAGUCAGUCCAUUGAAUGUAAAGGACAAAUUCACCAAUGUUGCCUUAUCAAAACACACAUAUGAGAGUAGUUUUGCAGUUGCUAUGCAUUUUGUCAUGGUCCAUUAAAACUUGAAAACCCUUAUUUUGACUUCUGGGGUAAUGAUAUGUUUGUAUUACUGGAAACAAGAAGAAUCUACAAACAGAAUUGGACAUAAGAGUAAAAAGCGAAAUCAUAAAUGUUUCAACAAUGAAGAAUUUGUAAAUAUUUACACUGUAUUAUUCAGAGGACAACUAUAUACCUAUCCAUUUGUGUGGUGUUGGAAAGGUACACAGUAGCGGACUUAAAGUUUUUAUCAUUUACUCCAAUAUUAUAUUGUACAUAUGGGAAUGUUCACAUUGCACCUUGAGUAGUAUAGAACUUAUCACACAUUACUUAUUUUUGCAUAUAUUGUUACUCCAGCGAAAAUCAUGCUAUUCUGUGUGAGCAUUUUAUAUCCUGUUUGCUGAAGUGUAGACUGCCAACGUUAGUGAUGAGGGGCUUUCAGUACAUAUCAUCUUUCUAUCACCAGAUAUGCUUUGAGUCCUUUCUUGGUACAUAAAAAAUGAUUACAGCAAUGUUACCUUCAAUGUGCCUUUACUCACAAUUGCUGGAUAACCUCCCAGGGCUAAGGCCAGCACACCAUCACUACAGAAUCACAGUGGAAUUCUUAGAAUUCUUAAUUGGGCAGCUUGGGCAGCCCAGUCAAACCAGGGGCCUACAAGAUUGCCCUGGUGUAUUCAAGCCUGGUUUAAAAAGAAAAAUAGCUGUGAGGUGUUAGUGGAAAUCUUUUUAGCUUAUUUUUGUAUUGAAAUGUUAAUAUGUCUUGGCCCCAUGUGAACUGCAGGUACCUUUUUUGCUACAGACUAGGCCACUGCCACUGUUGACACUAAGUGUAUCUACAUAACCUUACGGUAGAACAAUGGCCGACUUGCAUAAUUUUCAUUUUCCUACGUGUGAAUAUUUCUUGGCCUUCAGACAGAUCUGCAGACGACACAGCUAGGUGCGGCUAAAGGUGAACACAUCAUUCAUUUUGAUUCCUGAAUUGUACUCAAUAUUUUUUUGUUGGAACAUUUUUGUUUUAUUUUUCUAAUGAUUGACUGCAACAUUUCUGAGUGAUUGUGUAUUCUCACAGCAGCAACCUAUAUAUGCUAAGUAUCUAUCUCACACAUCUCGCAAAGUCUAUCCAGCAACUUUGAUUCUCUCAGAAUUGCACAUCUUCACAUCUCAUCACAUCUAAAUGUAAUUUACCAAAUCUAAGCCAACAUGUCUUACACCAGUGGCUACAUCUAGGGAUUGUACCAUUACCAAAUGUUAUAUUUUAGUAUCUUUUUUUAUAAUGAAAGUAUGUGGACCUAACUGUCCUAACUAUAUGUUUAACAAUAGUGCAAUUCUGAAAUGUAGCCACAUUUUCAUCUGUAUAAACCUGUAUGCAAAGUUGCUGUGUGAUGGUUGAAAGUCAAAGCUGUGUGAUGUAAUGUCUCCAUGUCUGAGGCGUUGAAGUCAUAGUUGCAUGGCAUAAAGUCACAAUGCCAUGUUAUAUAAAUGUGUACGCUAGUGUACAAGGUCACUAUUAGUAUAGUGAGAUUUAUGUGAAAUAGUCACAAUUUUACAUGAAUGGUCAUUCAUAUAGCCAUCCCCAAUUUCAAUAUCCAAGGGUCUCACUCAAAUAUAUUUAUUUCAGUUUUUAUUUUUCCUUAAAAUAUUUAUACAUUUGGUAUUUAUACGACAUUCCUUUACGUCUCAAUGGGAUUCAUGACAAAAAAAAAAAACACACAGGUAUCCAAGUACUGCCAUUUUUAACCUUGCAUUGUUUUAAUAUCAUGGAAUGUAAACAAAGUAACUUAUGAUUUACUUUUUUUUUUUUAAAUUGUCUUCUGUUUAUACUAUAUCUCCCCAAAGUUUUUAUGUAUACAGAAUUUACUACAUAAAAAGAACCACUUAAAAUGGGAACUGCCCCAUUCUUACCAGCACUUGUGAAUAACAAAAUGUAAUGUAUAUUUGACACAACCAUUUUCCUUAUAUACAAUUUAACUGUGAACUGUACUUCUGGUACCUAAUCGCAAUGUGUUGGCUAUCUAAUAUGUGACACAUAUGGGACCUUCUAGCUUCAGUUAGAUUAUCUUUUUUUAACAGUGAGAUGUACGCCCAGAAAUAGAGGUACGGAGUGGUGAUGUUUAAGUUUCUUUUUACCUUUUGAAUUCGACCCACUACAGGAAAUAAUUGGCUGAUACAGAUGAUCUCUGUCUCUGUCUCACUGGCUAUUUCCUUAUCGGUGGUAACACAGUUAGAGCAUACUGAAAUGUUAUUUGUACAUUACAGUGCACAGGAGAGUCCUGAAACAUUUUUCUCCUCAAGCUGUUCUGUGAUAUUACAAUGUGAAGCCAGCUAUAGUUUAAGUAUCCCCGAGAAAUAUUGCUUAUGGCAGCUUAAACACUACAGUAGAGUAUCUUAACAUUACAGUCCCUUAUAUCCAUCCAUGGAUUUAGUCAGGCAGUUUACCACAAAUGUCCAUUACAUCAAACCAUAGGCGAUUGUCUGAUUUAAGUUUAUACAAAAUUAUUAAGUAAAUCAAACUGUGAAUCAACUACAAUGUAGUUACAGUGGUCAUUUAGGGGAGCAAAAGUUUAGCUCCUUGGUUUAAAUCCACAUAAGAGAUAUUUUAUAGAGAUAUUUUAUAAUAUCAGACAGCAGAAUCAAAAUAAUGUUCACCGACUUCUAUUGCCCCCACUAGUCUAAAGUACAUUUUGCAUUUCAUUUUAAUCUUUUUUUUUGUUUUACAUGGAUAUGAAGUCAUCUUAAAUAUAAGUAAAUGUUUUGGUUUUUACUGGAUUUUCCUUGUUCAAUUAAUACGUAAUCUACAGUUGUUCAAUGACCAAAAAGUGAGGGGUCAACUUGCUCGGAUACAUAGUAUUGACCAUAUUGAAUUGUCAUUGUCAAAUUAUAUUUUAAGAAAAAGAUGCCCUUCACAGUAGGCUCAUUCAUCUAAUCAUUACCAGCAACAAGAAUGUUAAUAAUUGUUCUAUUUUUACAAGGAAACACUAUUAUGGAAAGAAAAGAGGAAAAUAACAGAUUGGACUUUUUUUUUACACAUUCUAUCCCUAAAUGAUCCUUGUCAGAAAAUGUCUGUGAAUAUGGAGGUCUAAGUUGGCCAAAUGCAGCUCACUUUGCUAUUUUCUUUUCCUGUGUUUGUGUACUGCUGGAAUAUGACUUUAAUCACACACUUUGCAUACUUGUUACCCUCCAAGAGGAGGUGUUGGGAGUUGAUCAAGAUUAAGAAAACCAUUGUUGUUGCACAUUUGUUCAUUUUGGUGACGCAUGGAGGUUUGUGUUUGUUUUCUUCCCCCCCAUGAAAAUAAGAAAUGACAAAGAGCUUCCUUUUUGCUUGGCCACGGAACAGCUUUACAAUGUAAACCGUCUCAGUAUUUGUCUACACCACUGUAAUAUUAAAGAGGAAAACAAUAAAUAAAUGUAAACACGAUGCAGUCCACA